Messenger RNA from Anneissia japonica, 3037 nucleotides. RefSeq lists its product as uncharacterized. The transcript has 17 exons. The record is from RefSeq and is a predicted model, not a curated record. Gene Ontology annotation, molecular function: protein binding. The coding region runs from base 158 to 3037 and encodes 959 amino acids. NCBI's taxonomy places the organism in Eukaryota, Metazoa, Echinodermata, Crinoidea, Comatulida, Comatulidae.
UGUAGUAUUAAUAAUUCGGUGCAAGGUCUGCACUUGAAAUAGAGAUUCAGAUAUUCUGUCUUGAAACAGUGACAGUAUAGGAGAAAACGACAUUUCAAACAGUCGCAGAUUUCUAGACCUACUAAGGAGUAAUAUCGUUACAGGUGUAGGCUUGAAUAUGUACGGUACAGCAUGUAGGUGGAUUAUAAUACAAAUGGUUAUACAAGUCUACUUGUACCAACCUACAGAAUCUACAGAUCCACUGGAUAUAACAUUCUACUCAGGAUCACCACACAGUUCAAAUGUCCGUGGAUACGCGCUUAAAGACAGCAAAACAACAGAUUUAUCAAUCGGUAUAUUAAACAAGAAUAACAAGGAGAAUGUAACCUGGACUGAUACUGGACAUUCAGAUGGCAACACAGGGAGUGAUAUAAGAAGAAACAUGCCAGGAAAUAAAAUAUUUGACACACCAAGCAAUAUAGCAUUUAGAAUACAUAACGAUUUUAUUUAUCUCGGUGUUCGAAAUUUACAAAGCUCUCAAACAGUCGGCGUGUUUUCAUUUGAAGCUACUAAGUCUGCAGUGGUAACCAGGUCGGCAAUUGUUGUGACGUCAGCAUCAGCCAACAUUAGAAUGCAGUUUCGAACGAUGACUGUCGGAAUUGGGGAAUCCGUCACUAUCCAACUCAGUAAAGGCGAAACUUAUACCAACUUACGAUGGAGACAAAAUUAUGGUGACGCAAUUCAAAUGUGGAACGGUGAAUCGUCAGUUACGAUUUCAAAUAUACGCGCUAAAGAUGACGGGGUAUAUGAAUGUUAUACCGAUGGCAGUCCCGUUAACAACAACCGUGGAGUAAUGAGACUCAUUGUUAGAGAUUGUCCAUUUCCAAAAUGGAGUCCCCCUGAAUGUGAAAUGGACUGUCCUGUGUGUUAUAACGGUGGAGUUUGUGACGACAAGAAUGGUGUUUGUAUUUGCCCUGCUGGCUUCAAAGGAGAUAACUGCGAAACAGGUUGUGGGUCAAACGACUGGGGACGUAAUUGCAAUAACGUAUGCAGUAAUGGUAUUGAUGAAGCUUGUAGUGGUAAACUAUUUUGUCCGCCUGAUCCUGCCGGUUGCGCGUGCAUCGACGGAUAUGGAGGAAACAAUUGCAAUACAGCAUGUGAUGGAAGUCACUAUGGUGCAGACUGUCGCCAAGUAUGUCACUGCAAUUUAGGAGUAUGUAAUAGAAAAACAGGGGAUUGUUCAUCAGGGUGUUCUACCGGUUACAUGGGACCAGCUUGUCAAGAACUAAUGCCUAAUCUAGCCUGUGAGUCUGGUGUUUUUGGUGUGUUGUGCAACUAUCCAUGUCAUUGUAAAGACUCGGCCGAUUGUAAUCGCGAUGGGAGCUGCGACAAUGGAUGUCACGAAGCAUGGACUGGAAAAGACUGCAGCAUAGCACUACCUUACAGUUCCAAACCGCCAACACUUUUGACUCAAACAGCAACCACCCUAAAGAUUGCAGCCUGCAGCUGGGAUCCAGUUCAAGACUUUGGAACAGGAAAUAUAACUGGAUGUAAUUUAUGGUACAAAACAUCGCGGACAAGUGCAUUUAUUACAGUUAAUAACAUUGAACAUGGUGUAUAUACCAUAGAAAAUCUCCUGCCACAUACGACUGUUGAAUUCUACACACGACAUUCGAGAUUAGUUGGCGGCAUAGUGACUGAUGGACCGCCUAGUGAACAUGGAUCAGCAGAGACUAUAUGUACAAAGCCUUUAGAUGAGCCAGAAAUAGAAUUGAAAACAGCUGAUAGUAAUGAGAUAAUCCUUACAAUAAAGCCCGUUUCAAAUUCUCCUGAGAAAAUCCAAUGUGAUGAUAUACUUCGAUAUCAAGUGCGAUACCAAAGCAAAGAUGGGAAUGAACAUGACAUUGUCAACACAACGGACGGUUUGCAAACAGAAGUCAAGAUAUCGGAAUUAUCAAAAUGUGUUGCUUAUGACGUCGUUUCUAGAGUUGUUAAUAACGAAGAGGUUGUCGGAGAUUGGGGUGUACCUGUAGCGGUUCAAACAACACCAUCAGUCCCAAUAAUUAAAGAAGAUUCAGUAUUCGGGGAAACGUCUUUAUUGAUGAGAUGGAAUGAAUCUACCUGUAUUACCCAGGACCUACAGGUGAUUUACCAUUAUCAACUAUCAGGAAUAGGCCACCAAGGAAGCACAACAGGAACUGAGGUUCUUAUCAAUGAAGGAGUUGUACCAUGUACACAGUAUACUUUUGUAGUGUUAGCUGCACACAUGAACGUCAACGGAACAGCAGAUAUUAUGGAAGUCACGUCUGCAUUGGAUUAUCCCGGUAAACCAAGCAUUACUUCUUUGUCAUCAACGUCUUCAUCUAUCACACUUGAGUGGAAAGCCUCUAAAGUUAAUCCGUGUCCAAUACUAGAAUACAAUGUGUCUGUAUACAGUAAUUUGACCAAUUUCACCGUAAAUGUCAUAGAAACUUCACUCUCAAUAUCUGAAGGUAUCAUGCCAAAUACUAACUAUUUUGUAAAGGUAGCAGCCAGGACGCAGAAAGGCUACGGUAAUUUCUCAGAUUUGGAAAGUGUGUCUACAAACAAAGAAAGUACUGGAAUCGGUGCUGUUAUAGGUGGUCUGACAGGAGGUGUAGCUAUAGCAAUUUUUGCAAUUGUUAUGUUUAUUUUUGUUAAACGACGCCGCAAUUUAAACAAAGAUAUUGUUAGAACUCCUGUCAUUCAACAAGAGAUAGUACAUGGAAUAGAAAAUGAAAUGCUGGCUGCUGUGGAGGGUCAUGCUAGUUCAGUUGAAGUAAAAGACUUAGAUGAUGAUUAUGAUGACAAUGAUCCUACAGUCAGAAAUGUCUACGCAAACGCUGAACCUAUUUAUGGAAACACAAACUUGGAAAAUCAGGAAUACAAGCCGAUCGAGUUAGCAAAGUUACAUGAUUACGUCAUGAAUCGAAACAAGAGCUUAGAAAACGGAUUUGCGAAAGAAUUUGAGGACCUUGGCAAUAAGCCACUAUUCCCUUGGACUGCUGCGAAAAACUCUAAGAAUAGAACGAAAGCAUGA